Linum tenue is the source of this 1731-nucleotide messenger RNA. The record is from the annotation of a GenBank genome assembly. Lineage: Eukaryota; Viridiplantae; Streptophyta; Magnoliopsida; Malpighiales; Linaceae.
AAAGGAAUAGAACAAAAAAGCUGAACACCCAAUUCCCCGCCAGAAAGAAAUAGAAUCCCUCUCCCUCCCCAAGAUACAACUAUGGCAUCCAGUCCGAACAACACCGCCUUCGCUCAACCGAGUGUUGGAAGACCCCAAGCCUCGCAUCCAUAUCCGUGCCCAGUUUACCAGCAGCAGCAGUACUACCUUAACAACAGCAACUGCCAAAACCUCCCUCCCAGAUCCCAAACCCAGAUUCCCAUCUCCAGUUCCCCGCCCCCUGCCCAAAACGACAUCGUAUAUCCUCUUGCUUCCUCCGGCCGCGGCUUCGUUCCGGGCACUCUCCGCCCCUCCGAUCACAGCUUUCCCCUCUCUAAUAACACCACUCCCACUACUCUUCUUCUUCGUGGGACCUUCAAUCCCUCUUCCUCCGCCCUUAGUUACAGGCCAGCCUCUCCAUCUCCCUUGCUCUCUCAUCCUCAAUAUCCAACUCUCUCCAGGCAACCGCCUUCCAAUCCCAACCCUCUCCAUACCCUCGUUCCUUCUCCUCCCGCUUCAGCGGCCCCUAUCAAGGGAAUCCCCCUUCCUUGCCAACUCAUGGUAAGAAUAUCUGGUGGAGCUUCUCUUUAUGCACUUUGUCGAUCAUGGUUGAGAAACGGUGUUGCUGAGGAAAGCCAGCUCCUCUUCCUAGCCCGGAACGGAUUCCCGUUCAUCGUCGCCGCGUUUGGGUUCCCUGUAACCCACGACACCCACCGCGCGAUUCGCGCCAUAGGAGUAGAACCCCGGCGGACCUGCUCCUCGUCUUUGGUCGUCAUAGUGGCAACUGUUGGUGGUGGUGCUUCUUUCGGGGCCGGCGGCUUCACCGCCAGGAGCUCAUUGAUCCUUGUCCUCACACCCUAUAGCGAAGGUGCAAAGACUCUCUCAAGACCCUUGCCAUUACCUGUGGUGGAUAGCAAUUCACCAAGUAAGGAAGAUGAAGGAGAAGACACUGACGAGGCUGAAGAAACUGUUAAACAUUUAUCAGCGCAAGACUUGUUAAAGAGGCACAUCAAGCAUGCAAAAAAGGUUCGAGCAAGAUUAAGGGAAGAACGGUUGAUUAGAAUCGCAAGGUACAAAACUAGGUUGGCUCUUCUUCUUCCCCCACAAGCAGAGCAGUUUAGAAAUGACACAGCAGCUGGUAACUGAACUGAGGCAGGGGAUGGGCAUAAUGAAGAAGUAGGGGAGUGCCAAAUGAAAGAGGUUCUCUUUCCUAUUCUCCCUGGAAAGCAAGAUCAGCCGGCUUAUAUUCCCUGUCAUGUGGUGAGUGGUGACCUGAUGUUUCAGUUUGCCUCUGUCAAUGACUACUUGCAAGAAUUAAGGCAGCUGUAUUAACUUCCACCAAACGGUAGUUGGCGGAAAUGCAAAAAGUGGAAGAUUGAAGUAGUAUUGGUCGCUCGAGUAGGAUGCUUGUAUUGUAGCGCGUGACUGAACUCUGAAUUCAUUUCCAGACCAUUAUGAUAUUGAUAAAACUGAUGUCUUCCAUAGCAUGUUCAUGUGUAAACUAUACCAGCUGAUGCGUCGUAUGGUUCUAAUCUUACCUCCGAAACCGCGGGCCUGGACUGACCUUGGUGUCUCCUGGCUCACGGGCUAUGGACAACAGGUUCAGAUUUUAUGAUGGGGCACGACAAUUUACAUCUAAAAAUAAUCUUGUAUCGCAUCGAUUAGAUUAUUUACAAGGCAUUUUUAUAAGGUUAGAUCAAUUAUAAGAAUUGA